GGGAGUUUCUCACCCAUGAUAAGCAGCUGCUCGGUGAUGAAUGUCAUGAAGCAGUAUCGUUUUUGAAACAUUCAACUGAUGUAUCAACAAUCAAAGAGAAGAUGAGGGCCACAUUUCAGUACCGCCAGUCGCUGGUGCAAGAUCAGAGGUCCUCUUUAACGGUCUUGGAUGUCUUCCCAAGAUUUCUUGACAUCCCAGGCUUGAUCGAACAAGAUUUCAUACAAAUGUUUGGAGAGGAAGUGUCUGGAAGAUUUUUGGCAAGAUGGCCCACAUUUUUCAAAGCUAGGAUCCUGGCUGACUGCAAGAACAUGACUUCCAAUGAGCACAUUGAGAACCUCUUGUCCAUGCAGCAAGACUCCAGUGGUUCGGGCUGGGAUAGUGACCUUUCAAGUGUUCUGCUCUUGGUUCACUUGCUUCCCCCCACCUCUAAAGGCCACAAGAAGAGUGUGAAAAUGAGCUCAUGUCAAGCUGUUGACCAUGUUGUGAAAUAUCUUCAGAUGGGAGCCAGUGUUGAAACUUUCCUUGCUGGUGUGGAGCCAGGACAGCCAUUCCUCCUCUGUGUCGGUGAAAAUAAGAGCAGCAUCCAAAGAUACUAUGUCAUCAUGGAUCACAAGGCAAUCCCUUGCAAGGCACAGACAUCUCUGGCAGCUUUCGACGAGCUCUUUAAAGCACACUUCACCUUCAGCAUCAACUACCAUGAUUCCCUCCACAACUUCUAUACAUUCAUCCAAACCACAGUGUUCAACAUUGACGUGGGAAGUGCCAAGGAAAGUCCCAGAGUCAAGGAGAUCAGAGCAAGACUUUUGCAAGACACUUGUGACACUUGAAGAUCCGUGGCCAGAAAUAUGUUUAUCUGUUCCAUUUGUAAGGCAUACCACAAAAGUUCUGCAUUGCUUUGCCAGCAUUUAAGACACCAACAUGGUUUAUAUCCCGGAAAAACACUACGUUUGAAAUGUGGACAACCGGGAUGUUACUCAUCAUUUUGUACUUUUUCAGGUUUUAAGAAGCACCUUCUUAAUUUCCACAAAGAUAUUGCUCUGACUAAUAGUGGUGACACUGUGGACACUCAGGAUGAAGUUGGUGAGCCGUCAACUUCACAGGCUGUCGGAACA
Melanotaenia boesemani (Boeseman's rainbowfish) is the source of this 1112-nucleotide messenger RNA. RefSeq lists its product as uncharacterized. The transcript has 4 exons. The coding region runs from base 102 to 827 and encodes 241 amino acids. Lineage: Eukaryota; Metazoa; Chordata; Actinopteri; Atheriniformes; Melanotaeniidae. The record is from RefSeq and is a predicted model, not a curated record.